This is a messenger RNA of Ilyonectria robusta, 880 nucleotides long. Its product is annotated as Ctr copper transporter family-domain-containing protein. The transcript has 4 exons. The record is from RefSeq and is a predicted model, not a curated record. Gene Ontology annotation, biological process: copper ion transmembrane transport. NCBI's taxonomy places the organism in Eukaryota, Fungi, Ascomycota, Sordariomycetes, Hypocreales, Nectriaceae. Gene Ontology annotation, cellular component: membrane. The coding region runs from base 152 to 754 and encodes 200 amino acids. Gene Ontology annotation, molecular function: copper ion transmembrane transporter activity.
UAUAUCUCCAGCUUCAAACCAUCCCACACAUCGCGACUCAUCGUCCCCAACUCUCGCUCUCGCCAUUGAUUGACGCCCAUCGCCUCUCCGCACCUCCGACGCUAGACCGACUCGCUCCUCGACCCAGCUCCUCGACCUCCGACAUCACACAAUGGACCAUAGCGGCAUGGAUCACAGCGGAAUGGGCCACGGUGGCAUGGACCACGGCGAUGGCGGCAUGCACGACAUGUGCAGCAUGAGCAUGCUCUUCACCUGGGACACGACCAAUCUCUGCAUCGUCUUCCGCCAGUGGCACGUCCGCUCCACCACAUCCCUCCUCUUCUCCCUCCUCGCCGUCGUCCUCAUCGCCGUUGGCUACGAAGCCCUCCGAGCCCUCUCUCGCCGAUAUGAGGAGACCCUCGCCAAGAGUGUCCAGGCCCUGCCGAGUAAGCUAGAAUCCCUACUCCUUGCCAUAUCCCGUACCGCAAAGACUGCAUAUCAUUCCCAUUCCGAAAGGCUGGGGUCGCCAAGAAGUGGUACUGUUACUGAGACGACUCCUAUGCUUUCAGGGCAGAACCAGGGCCAGGCAGAUCAACGCGCCCACAUCAUCAAGGCUGUUCUUUACGCCCUGCAGAACUUCUAUGCCUUUAUGCUAAUGCUCGUCUUCAUGACCUACAACGGAUGGGUCAUGAUUGCUGUAACGCUGGGUGCUUUUAUUGGUUAUGUUACCUUUGGACAGAAGACGUCAGCCACCAAGGACAAUGCUUGCCAUUAAUCAAGUAUGAUGCUGUCAUGUGCACAAGUGGGUCGAUUGGAUAAUAUUGCGAGCCUCUGUAAUGUCCUCUUGUGGUGUCCUCUAGAUAUGAGACAUCCGCUAUUCUACGACUUUGGAUUGCCCAUG